AUGUCACGACGCAUCUUAGUUACAUCGGAAACCCCAUUAAAUAUCGUGGAUCCUUAUUAUUGCCACUCGUUCCCAUCCUACUCCAAUGAAUUUGGUACCGACAAAGACUACCUGAAAAUUCGCUUCACCGAAACUAUGAAUGUAAUCGAAAAAAUGGAUGGGAUCGUCGACGCGGAUUUUGUAAUCAAUAGGACUUACCCCAGCCCUUUUGAUCAGCAAUUUACGCUGCUAAUGGAGGCCAGCCUGAAUGGCCAAAUAAAAAUUGUUAAGGCGUUGUUUGACAGAUUUAAUGUUGCGGUGGACAACACAGGAGAUGUAGUUCAUUUUGGUUCACUCGUCAAAGGGGCUACAGCACUUUGGUGUGCGGCUGGAACUGGGUCCAUGGAAGUAGUAAAAAUUCUUGUUGAGAAUGGUGCAAAUGUUAACUUUCUUACUGAAACUAAGUCAUCUCCAUUACGAGCAGCUUGUUAUUUAGGACAUCUUAAUAUUGUUGAAUAUUUGGUUGAACAUGGAGCAAAUGUUAAUUUAACCAAUAUAUAUAAUAGUACAUGUCUUAUGAUUGCUUCUCAUAAUAAUCAUAAAGAAGUUGUUGAAUAUUUGUUGAGAAAGGGAGCUGAUAUUAAUAUACAAACUAAUUGUGGAUCUACUGCCAUGCACUUUGCUGCACAAGCUGAUAAUUUGGAAAUUGCUAAACUACUCAUCGAAUUUAAUGCUCAACAACUAAAAAAUCGGCAAUCUCUGACUCCAAUUUUGGUGGCAGCUGAAAGAACACAUCAUGAUUUUGUAUAUUGUCUCAUUGAUGAGAUGAACCAAUUAAAUUUAACCCGGGAAGAGAUGAUAGAGGCUGAAGAGUUACUAGGUGCUUCGUUUUUAAAUGACAAAGAUCAUUAUGACUUACAUCGGGGAUAUAAUAUUUUGGUUCGAGCGAUGAAAAGGCGGUACGAGAAGCAUCCAAUUAUAAACAAAAAAGUUAACAAAACCGUCGAAUGUUACAAUAACAAAGUAGAAUGUCAAACCGUACAAGAAUUAUUAGAUAUAAAAGACAAUGCUGAAGCUAUACAUUUUGAAUCACUGAUAAUUAGAGAACGGAUUUUAGGAGAAAACAAUCCAGAUUUAUUACAAUCAAUCAUAUACCGUGGUGCUGUAUAUGCAGAUGCACACAAUUUUACACCAUGUAUACUUCUCUGGAAUCAUGCCUUAAAAAUUGCUAAUCACAAUAAACAUAGCGUUCAUAGAGAUCUUUUACGAUUCACACAGGUGUUUUGUCAAAUGAUUAAAAAUAAUAUUAAAAUCAAAUUAUCAGAUUUAAAGAAUAUUUUACAAUCUGCAUGUGAUGAAUUAAUUAUUAUUAAAAAAAAAUUAUCUGAAGUCGAUUGUUCAGCUGAAAAGGAAUUAUCAAAGAAUGAAUACUAUUCAAACAUGAAGUCGACACUUGGUUUGAUUAUUAUAACCAGUAUCGCAUUAUUACAAAAUAAUAAUAAUGAAGAUCCCUUGGUAGGUGAUUUGAUGAAAGUUAUAGUGGAAAUAAAUAAACUUGAACUUAAAACAAAUAAAGGCCAAACAUUGCUUCAUUUAUGUCUUAAUUAUGAUACAAAUGUUGACAAUAUUUUCACAACAGGAAUUUGCUGCUUUCCAAACUUUCUUGCAAUGAAAUUAUUAGUUCAUUGCGGAGCAAACGUAGAUGCAGUUGACAAUGAUAAAAAUACAGCCCUCCAUUACAUUGGUAAAUUCAUAACAGAUUUUCCUCACAUACCACACGACAGUGAUUACUUAGACACAAGAAAAAUGGUCAUGGAGUUGUUGAAUGCUGGUGCUCAUACAGAUUUUGUAAACAAAUUGGGGGUUUGUCCUCAUACAGGAUAUCUGUCGAAGUUAUUUCAUUUAACAAACAAUAUGCCAAGGAGUUUGAAAUGUUUAUCUGCCAGUGUGCUCAAGUACCGAUGUCCAAAAAAAUAUUACCGCAAUCAAUUGCCAAAAACAUUAGUACAAUUUACUAAUUUACAUUAA
Messenger RNA from Macrosiphum euphorbiae (potato aphid), 2007 nucleotides. NCBI's taxonomy places the organism in Eukaryota, Metazoa, Arthropoda, Insecta, Hemiptera, Aphididae. The record is from the annotation of a GenBank genome assembly.